AUGUCGCUGCGAUGCAGUCUUUUUGGCGAUGCUGCCGGCAGCACCAGUUUGCAGCCGGACUUCUCGGUAACACAGUCGUCUAUCAUCGCAAAGACCACAGCACGCCAGCAGUUCCUCUCGCUCCCUUCGUCAGUGAGCUCCAUGCCUGCCAUUGAACGAGCCACUGCCGCGUCGAGCAAGCUGAAGUUGCGUCUGGGCAAAGAGACGGGAAGGCUCCGAAAGCUGCGCUUCAGUUGGGGGUUGUUUGGCGAGGAUAGCGACAUGGCCAAACUCGAAGACCUGGUCCAACAAUUGAGAUACUGGAAUGAUGGCCUGCGUGAUAUCUUGCCUAUACAGCACCAGCUGUCCCAUGGCAUGAUGACACAGGUCAGGGUUCUGGGCCAUUUGAACAACCAUCAAGCGCUUGAACGUGUUGGGAAUGCAUCGCGAAGCAUCAGCGGCACAGUGUAUCAAGAUAUAUACGCUUCUUGUAACAUGAAGAGAGACAAGCUUAACACAGGACCGCAAUUUGAGAGUCACAUUAAGGCGGACUCCGGGCCGUUGGAUGUCACAAGGUUGCCGCAGCUCAGUGGAAGUAGUUCAGCAAGUAUUGAGUAUCGCCUCACGAGCCUUCAUUCCGGUCAAGGAAUGGAGUCAGAGGCCACACGAGUGGUUGUUGAGAUUGUCGACUUCAGCGCCAUCUCGCACCAAGACUCAAUAGAGAUCCUCAACACCCGGAUCGGUCGCCUCAGCCAUCUUCUUAGGGCCGCCGCACACUCCCGUGCUGACGCACACAAGCGGUACAAGAAACGCCAUGAUAUCUACUCCCUGGGUCUCGUUUUGUUCGAGAUUGGCAUAUGGCAGAGCAUAUUCUACUUCAAGAAGGACAAUCAAGACGCACAAGACUUCAGGAGGACCAUCAGAAAUGCCUGCGAGAGUCACCUGGCACACUUCAUGGGCAAGGCGUAUCAGCGAGCCGUGUUGCAAUGUUUGGACGAAGACGACAUGUGGAAGGAGGCAGAGGGCGAUGAUGAUGAUGAUUCUUCGGAAACACAUGAGGUCUUCUUCUGGAAGGUCGUGCGAGAAUUAGGGGGCGUACAGUAG
Molecule: messenger RNA, 1083 nt
Organism: Verticillium alfalfae VaMs.102
Lineage: Eukaryota; Fungi; Ascomycota; Sordariomycetes; Glomerellales; Plectosphaerellaceae
Exons: 4
Coding region: 1-1083 (360 amino acids)
Source: RefSeq, a predicted model, not a curated record